GUGUUGAAUGGCUUUGUUCUGGUCGUCACGGCUGGUGGCACAAUCUUCUAUGCAUCCUCCACCAUCCAGGACUACCUGGGCUUUCACCAGGACCACCCUUCAGCUUCCAGCCAGCCUUUCCGGGAUAAGCAAAAACACACUGUAACUAGCACAAACCUUUGGAGUUUGGACAUCGUUUGCCACUAACAUGAUGAAUAGGGUGCAUAAAACAUCACACACAUUUUCCAAACGUUAUAAAAACCCUUCUACACUAAAACGGGUGACAUAUUAGAGAACUGCAACUUGUUAAAUGUUACGAUCUUGUGGCUAGCAAGCAGCAACUAACGUUAGCUAGCAUAGCUAAUGUUAGCUAGCAUUGUUCAGCCCAUAGAAACCCAGACAGCUAAUAACUUUAGCUUGCUGACUAUCAACUCGAAAUCGGCCAGCUAAUCAAAUGUAUGUUUUAUUUCAAAUUGAACUAAUUCGCUAAUUAUAGGCUGAACAUUUCCUUAACCCACUAAAGUUAUUCAUUUUCCUUCUUGGAUGUCCUCGAUUUACAUAGUAGGGCAAUGUGAAUCUUACAUGCAUUCUAUCUAGCUAGCUAACUACUACUGUACGACCCAUGUUCAGUUCUGGCAAGUUUCCUCCCUGCCUCCUAAUUUUGCAUGAACAUGAACGACCCUAAACAUGAAUAGAUUACAAAGAUCAGACUACAGCAAGUAUGACCAACAAAACCAAAAGAGAGAUGAGUCCUCUUUCAUCAAGUCAGCCUAGAAUGUCUAAUGUAACAAUUACUACUGUAAAGAUAAAACAGAGAGCAUGUACAACAUUUACUACUGUAAAAAUGAGUGCAUGUACAACAUUUACUACUGUAAAAACCAAACGGAGUGCAUGUACAACAUUCACUUUAUUUGACAGGAUGAUAUAAUGCAUGAACCA
Salvelinus sp. IW2-2015 is the source of this 918-nucleotide messenger RNA. NCBI's taxonomy places the organism in Eukaryota, Metazoa, Chordata, Actinopteri, Salmoniformes, Salmonidae. The record is from RefSeq and is a predicted model, not a curated record.